Messenger RNA from Daldinia loculata, 2146 nucleotides. RefSeq lists its product as uncharacterized. The record is from RefSeq and is a predicted model, not a curated record. Lineage: Eukaryota; Fungi; Ascomycota; Sordariomycetes; Xylariales; Hypoxylaceae. Bases 518 to 1582 code for a protein of 354 amino acids. The transcript has 2 exons.
AUUUUCUAAAUGUCACACUUGGGAUCGACACUGACGUGGCAAGCAAUGUCUGUUCUUAUUGCUUGAGUUAGAUGAUGGUCUCCAGUAUAACUAGAAUGGUAUAAAGUAGCCCACGUUCUCGGCCCUUCGCGACAGAGAACAUCAUCCACACUUCAUCAGAUCUGACCCUAUCCUUUCUCUUAUCCACUAGUUAUAUUCAAUGUUAACUUCAAAACUUAUAUUUCAUUGACGACAUAUUAGACACUCUCAUGAUCCCUUAACUAGAACCCCGGAGUUCAUACCCUCUCUCACCAAAAUUUAAUAGGUACCUAAUUACCUAACCAACUAGCAAUAUGGCUCGACUACAGGAACUUGAGCGCGCUGCGUGUGACGUUAUCAAAAACGUGAAACAGAUACAAGAUCUCAAGAAUGCGAGACUCUCGGUCAUCGGAGGGUUAGCAUUAAUGCAUUACCUCCCUGAAUACCGCUCUACAGAUGUAAGACAACCUAAUACUAAAUAUAUAAGACCCAUGGGCUAAUGGCGUUUCUAAAGAACAUCAAUUUUAUUACGAAUAUAUCGACCUCUCCAAGUUGGCUGAAAAAACGGUUGGUAGAGCGGCCGGAGUCGCCCUUCUUCCAACGUUCACAGGCACUCUUCUAUAAAACACCUCGUGGUCAGGAAAUUCGAGUUGAUAUAAGCCCGGAAUGGCUUUCCCCUUACCUUCCAGACUCAGCUGUAAGAGUACAAGACAUAUUACCCAACGAAAUCCCGUAUAUCUCCCUUACCGACCUCAUCGUAUUCAAGUUGGAUUCAAGCGGGCUGCGAUCUAACCCCGUGAAGAAAGAGCGCGAUGCACAGGAUGCCGCGGCUUUGGUCGCAUUUGCCACGCACAAAAGCUUCCUACAGCUUUCCAAGAAACAGGAGCAGGUCGUAGAAGAAGCGCUCUGCGACGUGGCGAAAUGCGGUACUAAGGAAAAGGACUGGUGGGAGAGACGUAUGGGCCUAACAAAGAACGCCGCCGAUGGAUCUUCUUUCGACAGCGGAGGUCGUAAGCGCAAGAAGAACCGGCCUCAUUCUAAAUCGGACCCUUCGCUAUCCAAGAGUCCACUCACAAGCGAUCCCCACGCGGCUUGGCACUACGAGCGGCUGGAUCACGCACACAUCCGGCGGUUCAACUCGCUGCACAGUAGCCAGAGCGCAAACAGACCGGGAACCCCCCGCCCCUCUUCGCAGCGUAUAAUCAGGGACAACAUGGGUUUCACCAUGACCCAGCCGAAGACGACGCACGCGAGCUAUCAACUCGGCGCGAGGCGGCCCGGCCUGAGCAACGAGACCAGCGCCGACUCGAACCACUACGACGAGCAAUACUACACCCUCGAGCCGGGUGAGAGCUUGUCGGGGCAGGCUUCGCCGGCAGGGUAUUUCGACGUUACCCGUACGCCGGCAGGCGCCCAUGGAACGGUGACGGAGCAUACCGUGGGGGUCCGGCGAAGUUCCAAGUCGGGAUACUUCGAUCUUACCCCUGGAGCUACGCCCAGCGCCGCGCCGCAGCCUAGGAGGCCCCCGGGGUUGGACAAGAGGAGUGUUACGUUCCUCCUAUAGAUGGAUACAAAGACCUUGCGACAUGUUUCGUCGUGGAGAUUGUCGCGAACUAUGUAUUAUUUUGUAAGUUUUCAUGAUGCAACGCCCAGCUUGUCUGUUUUUGGUGUAAAAAUCUUUUUUUGGGUUACUCGUUCCAGACAUCGUUUAUGUCCCUUGUGUGAGUGAUGGCAGGGUCCAGCUCUUGUAUUAGAUACUACGUGUUGUAGAGGCAAUGGUUUUGAUGGCUGUUUAGGAUAUCAGGAUAAAGGUAAAAUAAAGUUGGAAAAAAAUAAAAGUCGUGAUGUUCUCAUGUGAAUGAUGUAUUGUUGUAGGUACUAGGUAUACAGUGCAGCUUGCUUGAAUGCAGUAAAGCACCUAAGUGAUGCAGAAAGUUAGGCGAGGGGGAUAGGGGCUCGAGCACUUGGCAGGUGACUCGUAAUAAUGAGCUUUAGUGCCCUUGUGGCUUGUGGCGCGGGGAAUGAGGAUCAUCUGUUAGUGGAAUCCUGUGACACUUAGAGUACCUACCUAACCUUAGGUACCUAACUUAAACCUUUUUUUAGAUACAUGUAGCCUUUUCAACAUCUG